AUGCAUACGAACCAGCGGCCAUCGGAUCUUACUGCAGCCCAAGGCAUAUAUCCCCACACUAGCUCCCUUGUAGAGUUUGAACUGGCAGCUCGGCAUCAAAUUGUGUAUCCCAAGUCAGAGCCGCUAGACGCCGCUCGUCUUGCUGCUUUUAUUGCUUCUACACCUUUCGGAGGGACCAACAUCAAUGCAUCGUCUGGCACAUCGCAACAACCUGAAGUCGGCAACACAUCUGCUUGCCCUUUGGCAACGGUUGGGAAGGUUCCUCAUCGAACCUAUUCUGACGACAUCAAUGAUGGCACUUCUUCAGUGAUUAAUUCUCUUGGGCCGCCUAAACCUGGUGCAUAUUGUGAUUCUAGACUCAACGUGCUAAAAAUUGGGUUCUGGACUCGUGUGGCUAUCCCCAAUGAACUCGCCGCGUCUGCGAUAUCCUUCUAUCUUGUGUACGAACACCCCUUAUUCACCGUGUUUGAUGCAGAUCUUGUCUUGACCGACCUUGUCAAGCACCGGUUAAGAUUUUGCUCUGCCUUUUUCGUGAGCUCUCUAUUAUACCUCUCAUGCCAAGCGUAUGCGCGAAUUGACCGCCGAUCAUUGGGCUUUGUGCCUGAGUUCCGCCGAGAGGCCAGCACGUUGUGGCGAGCUGAACGGAACUCAAGGUUUACCUCUACAAGUGUCGCAACCAAGGAUUUCCCGGACGCUAUCAUGGUACUUGCCGCAGCCGAACUCAUGUGCCUCGGCUGCGAACUGGAUGGUCAGGAUGAGAUGGGUCGUGAGUUUUUGGAAGCUGGCCGCAAACUAGCCACGGAACUCGGCCUCAUAGAUGCUGCCGUUGGGAGUAGUCAGCUUCAAAAAGUUCACGAAAUGACUCCGGAGUGGAAGAAAAUGGCGGCGCACGUGGCGUGGGGCACAUAUAAUUGGACCUCCGUAUUCAGCUUCUUUUUCUUCGGACCACCAAUCUUGUAUCCUCCAAGCCUCUCAGUACCGGGCGAACAUGAGGUGAACGUUGACGAGAUUGGCUCAUCGAAAGAGCCUGACAUCGAUACUUUGCCAGCAUAUACGGGGCAAACAUUCCCGACCAUGUGCCGAUUUUGGGAAAUUUUCCAAGAGAUUGCUGUUGUCUACCUUGGACUUCAUGACCGGCCCCUAUCUCAACGUGUUCCGCUUGCAUUCGCAGAAGCAAAGUACCAAAAGCUACUGACAUGGGCAGACACCAUGUUAGAAGGUGCAACCAGAGGACAUUAUACUCCAGCACACGUUUCAAUAUUUCACAUGAUUUUCCAUAGCAUGGUUAUCCAAAUGUUCCAUCCCUUCUUGCAAGCAUCCACGGACUUGGGUUCUCAUAAAAUGCGCUCCUUUUCAUCAACCGACAGUACGCCCGCUGCCGUCAUUGCCGCAUCACUAAAUCAGCUCUCCCGACAAUUAUUCCAAUACCAGCAGCGCACUCAUCCUGCGACAUUCAGUAUCUUCCUCAACAUCGCACUUGUGCAACUUGGUGAUGCGAUGCUAAACCGGCGAUUAUGCAAAUUUCCUAAUCGGCGCUUAUGCUUUUUGCUCUGUAUGUAUGGCUGGCUCAGUUUGUAUGAGAGCUACAACCUAUUCUGGGAUGUAACCAAGGGAUUUUUAGCAAGGGCUUUAAGUGAGAGACUGCUGUCUAGUGCCGAGGCAAAGGCUUACAUGAAGGACUUACUACGCUGUGGGGUACAUCACAAGGUCCCGCAACAUACGGUGUCGUCCAUGAUUAUUGAUUUUAAUCUUGCUGAGGAAGAUCCAGAUUUGGCGAGGAUAAAGGUUAUUGCCGAAAUGUUUGAUGACUUAGCUCUGCACGCAGAGUUCACAACUAACACGUUUGAGUGGGAAGGGUGA
Molecule: messenger RNA, 1860 nt
Organism: Pochonia chlamydosporia 170
Lineage: Eukaryota; Fungi; Ascomycota; Sordariomycetes; Hypocreales; Clavicipitaceae
Product: nitrate assimilation regulatory protein nirA
Exons: 4
Coding region: 1-1860 (619 amino acids)
Source: RefSeq, a predicted model, not a curated record